Dentiscutata erythropus is the source of this 393-nucleotide messenger RNA. The record is from the annotation of a GenBank genome assembly. Lineage: Eukaryota; Fungi; Glomeromycota; Glomeromycetes; Diversisporales; Gigasporaceae.
CUUGUUGAACAAGGAAGUUCUAAUGUUGAACAAGAAAGUUCUAGCGUUGAAAAAGAAAGUCCUAUCAUAGAAUUAGAAACUAUUGAAAAUGAAAAAAUGAUUAUCGAUGAUGACUCAGAUUUAAGUGUGAAUGAAGAUAUUGGUGAUAAAUGGAAAUCAGUUCUUAAAGAAUGGUCUGAAGAUCUUAUUUCAGAAGAAGAAAGCGUAAAUAAAGUAGAAAGUUUGUUUUUUGAAAUAGAGGAAACAGAGGACUUAUCUUCCAAUGAAUUAUUAGUAGGUUUGAGCCAUCCAGCAGAUGACCCUAAAGGAAAAUGGAAACUUGCCAAUUUAUUUGAGUUCGAAUUUUCAACACCUUUAUCUAUAAAAAACCUGAUGAUAAUUCAAGACAAUUAA